UGGGAGGGACCAAAAACUGCUGUUCAUUUGGGAGACUGGUAGCUAAAUAGCAGACCUCGGUCGAAAUAAGAAAACAAUUUAUUUGUUGGUUUUUCAUCUAUUUAAGUAGUUAUUUGCGUAUUGAUAGCUUAUCUCGGAGUUGUAGUUUCUUACACUAAAUUAAGGUAGAGCUUGGCUUAGCUUGUAUGCUAACCACAGGACAUUACAGGACAAUCAUCUGGCUGUCAAACGCAAAGCCAAACCGGGGCGUUUCUGGUGAUCACCAUGGGUGAGGUGGAGCUCUCCUGCCUGGCUUAUGUGAAGAUGUACCUGCACUCCUGUCUGUUUCCUCGCUGCAGCGUCAACGGACUGCUGCUGUCUUCAAGCCCGGCAGGUGGCGCUGUUUGCGUGACUGACUGCGUGCCGCUGCUUCACUCUCACCUGUCUCUGACUCCCAUCACGCAGCUGGCUCUCACGCAGGUGGAUGUUUGGUGCUCUCAGACUCAGCAGAGGAUAGUUGGGUACUACCAAGCCAACGCCUGCGCGUCAGACUGCAGCCCGACGCCCUGUGCUCUGAAGAUAGCCGAUAAGAUCGCUGAGCAGUUUGAAAAUGCAGUCUUGUUAAUGCUCGAUGGCAGUAAGAUGUCUCCAGAUUAUCGGGUUCCUCCGAUCGUCAUGUACGAGCGCAAAGAUUCAAAAUGGGUUCUGAAAGACAAGCACACGGUCAUGCUGCGGCAGUGGGAGGAGACGCGGGCCAUAGCCGACCAGAUGCUUGAGUCGGGCGACCACGCUCUCUUGGUGGACUUUGACGGCCACUUGGACGACAUCACGAAGGACUGGACCAACCGGACGCUCAACACCAAGAUAGCAGAGCUCUCGUCGCCGGCCAACGGCAACAUCUGAGCUGAGGAGCAGCAGUUUGAACCCAAACUCGUUUCGGUUGCUCCCCGACACGGUCGCAGUCUGACACAAACCCACACCCAACAGAGUCCAGGAACAAGUUUUAUUUUUGUUUCUCCAACAGAACAAACAUGCAUCAAUGAUGUAUUUACAUCGUGGUAGAUCUAACCUUCCCCCACACCUCAUCGUGUAAAACUGAUGUUUUAUAACAACAAAUCCACAUUAAAAUCAUUUUAACACCAUCAA
This is a messenger RNA of Girardinichthys multiradiatus, 1125 nucleotides long. RefSeq names its product ER membrane protein complex subunit 9 (gene emc9). Gene Ontology annotation, cellular component: EMC complex. The transcript is spliced from 6 exons. The coding region runs from base 265 to 882 and encodes 205 amino acids. The record is from RefSeq and is a predicted model, not a curated record. Lineage: Eukaryota; Metazoa; Chordata; Actinopteri; Cyprinodontiformes; Goodeidae.